Aphanomyces astaci is the source of this 2019-nucleotide messenger RNA. RefSeq lists its product as hypothetical. The coding region runs from base 1 to 2019 and encodes 672 amino acids. NCBI's taxonomy places the organism in Eukaryota, Oomycota, Saprolegniomycetes, Saprolegniales, Verrucalvaceae. The record is from RefSeq and is a predicted model, not a curated record. Gene Ontology annotation, cellular component: plasma membrane. The transcript has a single exon. Gene Ontology annotation, biological process: protein processing. Gene Ontology annotation, molecular function: metalloendopeptidase activity.
AUGGUCAAAGUCCUCGUCUCCCUCAGCGCAUUGACGGCUACCACCACGGCUGGCUCCGUCACGGAACUCCCUGAGUCUGUGACCAAGCUCAUCGACUACUCCGCAAACCCCUGCGACGACUUUUAUCAAUAUGCGUGUGGCGCGUGGCACAAGGAAGCUGUGAUCCCCCCGGGCAAAACCUUCACCGAUACGUCGUUCUCCCAAAUCACCAUCCGAAACCAAGCCGUGUUGACGAAGAUUUUGUCUGACAACAAGUCCACGCUUGGAGAGUUUUACAACUCCUGUUUGGACACGGCUACGCUGUCAUCGCUCGGCCUGACUCCGUUGACCGAUUCGUUCGAAGCCAUUCGGUCGGCGAACACCACGUUGGACCUCCUCAUCGUGGCUGGUGAAUUGGCCAAGAACGGCAUCCCUGCCUUUUUCGACAUCAAUGCCAGAGCUGAUUACGACAACCCAACCAAGAACGCCCUCUUCGGUGUCCGAUCCCCCCUGUCGCUGUCUCACGGGUUCUACAUCUACCCUGGCGAGUGGUCGUUCUUCAAACCCUACUACGAGGUGUACAUUACGUCGGUGUUGCAGUUGGCUGGCUACACUGCCGAACAAGCGAUGGCUGCGGUGCCGUUGAUCAUCCACUUUGAGCAAACUGUGGUCCAUUUCGGCCGCAACAACGAGCUCGAGGAGAUGGAAGCCGUUGUGUCUCCGUAUACUGCGUUUACGUACUACGAGCUAGACCAGAAGUACCCACUGCUCAUCGGCUCGUGGCUCAAGGCCAACGGCUUCAACGUCCACGACCAGUCCGGUGGGUCGAAUGACUGGGUGGGUUUUUCCGACUUGACCUACUUUGACAAGACGGAAGCGCUGUUAAAGAACACGACUUUGGACGACCUCCGCACCAUCGUGGAGUACAAGCUCAUCCACGCCUCGUCCAACCACUUGACCCCUGAAUUCCGCACAGCGAACUGGAACUUGUUCGGCAAUAUUAUCAAUGGUGAAAAGGAGGAACCAACCCGUGAAAAGUACUGCGUAUCUGAGUCGGGCAACACCGUGAGGGAACUCUUGGGCCAGUACUUCUUAGACGCGGUGUGGUCGGCUGAUACAGCCAAGACGGUCGACGAACUGGCCAAGGCAUUGAAGUCAUCCUUCUCCACUAGCAUUGCCACCGCCGACUGGUUGGACAACUCGACCCGCGCCAACGCGCAAACGAAGCUGUCCAAGUUAGUGCAAUUGGUGGGUGGCCCAGAGAAGCCCCAGUUGUACCCCAACCUGACGUUGGAUUCGAAGAAGUAUUUGAACAACCACUGGAAGAUCUCUCAAGUGAACAUCGACACCAAGUUGAAGCUGAAAGGCCAACCUGUGGACAAGCGCAAGUUCGGCGUGCCUGCCCACAAGACGACCGCAAAGUACAUAAAGGAAACGAAUCAAGUUAAGCUUCCUGCUGGCAUCUUGCAACCUCCGUUCUUUGAUGUCAAAUACGAUGCCGCCCAGAACUUUGGUGCCAUCGGGAUGGUCAUCGGACACGAAAUCACCCACGGGUUCGACAACAGUAACCGCAAUUUCGAUGGCGACGGCAAGUUGAACAAUUGGUGGUCGAGCGCCACCAACACUACUUUCAAGACGAAGGCCCAGUGCAUUAGCGACCAGUACGCCAACUUUAUCGUAACGAGCGAAGUGACAGGCGCGGUGUUGGGAAACAUCAGCGGCAAGCUCUCGUUGGGUGAGAGCAUUGCGGACAACGGGGGGCUCAAGACCAGUUUCCGCGCGUACCACGAGUUCUUGAAGAAGUUCCCGUCCCAGUACACGGAAGAAGCAGGCAACAAGUUGUUCUACUUGUCGUUCGCCCAAUCCUGGUGCUCCAAGGACACGGAUGCCCGCCUCAGGCAGUUUUUGUCGGACCCGCACCCGCCCCAUCGGUUCCGCGUGACGGGGGCGUUGCAAAACAACGCCGAGUUUGCCCGAGCGUUCCAGUGCCCCGUCGACUCGGACAUGAACCCUUCCGAGAAGUGCUUGUUGUGGGAAUAG